UUGCGCAUGCUCAGACCAUAUCUAGGGUAACAAUGGCGCUGCCCGGUGAGAAAAGGAAGCGGGAAGAAGACAGAGAGUGUGAAGCCUUUGGCAAGGGGUCAGAGCUAACAGCAUCUCAGAAACAUCCGCUUCCUGGUUUCAGUCUGCAGGCCGUGCUUAGGGAAAGCGCAAGGGACAAGACCGUAUUCCUGCACGGAACGGUAACCAACGAUGGCUCUGAAGAAUCCAGAGAUGCUGUGGUUAUCUUGGAGAAGACCCCCUUUCAAGUGGAUACAGUCUCUAGUCUUCUGGGCAGUCAGUCUGAGAUGAAGCUCCAGUUUGUAAAUGAUAUUUAUAGCGUUUACCACUUGAAUCCGCCUCCGGAGCUUAAUGAAGUGAAAACAACAAUUAUUUGCCCUGCAACAGAAAAACACAUUAAGAAAUAUCAGCGGCAAGAAGUUUAUUUAAUUAAUGAAAGUGGAGAAGACUAUCGGUCGAUCACACUGCCGUUCAUCGAGGCUCAGAGCUUCAGCAUACAGUGGGUCUAUAACAUCCUGGAGAAGAAAGCUGAGGCUGAUCGAAUUAUAUAUGAGAACCCAGAUCCCUCCAAUGGCUUCAUCCUCAUCCCUGAUUUUAAAUGGAAUCAGAAACAGGUAGAUGAUCUUUACCUCAUUGCUAUAUCUCAUGCACGGGGCAUUAAAUCGCUGCGGGACCUGACCACAGAGCAUCUACCACUCCUUAAGAAUAUUUUGCUGGAAGGGCAGGUGAGAAUGACCCGAUUAAUAUAG
This is a messenger RNA of Bombina bombina (fire-bellied toad), 767 nucleotides long. It is a transcript of the gene DCPS, whose product is annotated as decapping enzyme, scavenger. The coding region runs from base 33 to 767 and encodes 244 amino acids. Gene Ontology annotation, cellular component: P-body; nucleus. The transcript is spliced from 5 exons. NCBI's taxonomy places the organism in Eukaryota, Metazoa, Chordata, Amphibia, Anura, Bombinatoridae. Gene Ontology annotation, molecular function: hydrolase activity; RNA 7-methylguanosine cap binding. The record is from RefSeq and is a predicted model, not a curated record. Gene Ontology annotation, biological process: deadenylation-dependent decapping of nuclear-transcribed mRNA.